CGUCCAUGCAGAAUUGCACAGGACAACAUGGAAGAGGAACAGCAUGAGGACUCUUCAACAAGGCCUCCAGCAAAAUGUGAUUCAGACUGCAAUGACAAACCACCUUCAAGGUUCAGAAGCCAGUUGGAGGCUUAUAAGCUCAAUCAGACGGUGUGCGACAUUUGCCUCCAUAGUGUCCACUAUGCUCGUAAAUACUGCGUGAGCUGCAGAGCCGCCUACUGCGCGAGACACCUGAAUGAGCACAACGAGUCGCCGGGCUCCGCAACACACACAAAACUCAGCUAUGUACAGGCGUCAGGCAGUUCACCUCACUGGAGAAGCUCAGUUUCCUGGACACAAGCCCUUAUGAUCCUGGUGGUUGUGGUGGCAGUGAUGGUACCCGUAUUCUACAUGUCUUCAGAUGAUGAAGAUGCCCGUGUGAGGGCACUGGUGCGUGAGCAGCAGCCGCGGGUGGAGAAGCGCAUGCAGGACUGCGAGGAGAUGUACCGCGCCGUGGAAGACCAGCGCCUUCUGCUGGCCAAGCGCGUGUGCCACAUGCAGGAGACGUUCAAGGACCAGCGGCGCAGGAUGAAGAGCAAGCUGCAGGAGGACCGCCAGCAACUCGAGAGCCUCCUCAGCAGCGAGCAGAAAGUCUUCAAGGACCUCGUCAUGCCGAUGGUCGAGAGCACCAACCGCAUCCUGUACUCGUUGCUGGAAAACCGGACGUUCACAGCGGGAGUACAGAAGUGGUGUGAUGAGUUGGCCAAGGCCGACGCCGUUCAGUCUUCAUAACGAGCCGUUUUUUUGUCGCUGCUCUGAGAUGCACUGGUUUGUGAUGUUCUGCUGAAGCGUGGAUUCUUCUUCUCUGCUUGAUGUUCACAUCUGUCUUGUUGGCUAGCUACUGUAAAUAACUAACCAUUUGACUUCCUAACUGUUCCCAGACAAGCUUGUUCAGUAAUCAGAUCCAUGGAUUAAAAAUCAAUAAUCAAAUCCGUAGAUUUUUUCUUUCUUUUAAAAACUUCUACAAAAUGUUUCCAACACAGGAAUAGUGUUACAUGUCAUUGCUCAUUUUCAUUCUGUUAAACUUUCUCCUCAGCCCCUUGUAAAACAUGUGGUUGUGGAAUCUUCUUUUCAAGUUUUUUUGCAGGCAGCAUGCACAUGACUAGGGCUGAGUUGAAGCAGGACAAAAAGUUACUAAGUGUCAAAAGUGUUUGAUUUGACAUAAUCAGUGGUGUAUUGAACACUCUGAGAAGGCUGUUUGCUCUCUUUUCAUGUUUUACACUUUUGAGAUCAUUAUUUAAUGUUAUUUCUUGUUGGGUUUUUUUUUGUUUUUUUAUUUUGAAGUCUGUGAAUGACUUUAGGUGGACACACUGUACACACACUGCAUACAGUGAGUUUUGAAUAGAACAAAAGGGGGAUUCCACUUGAUGUAGCCGCCUGUGUCUGUCUUAAGCUAACUGCGUAACAUGAUUAUUUCUGAGAUUCUGAGAAGUCAAACCGGAAUUGUGCAUACCUUGUAGUAAGAAAUUUUGGCCUUAAAGGUGUUCACAAUAUAUGAGUGUGCUAUUUUCAACCAUUUACUCUUUUGGUGUGGUCUGUGAACAUAUUAAAGAGGGAAUUGCUGCAGUAAGCAGAAAAGUGAAGGAGAGAUUUAUGAGACAACAUCUGUGGAAUGCCAUGUUCAAGGUGUUUGUGAAAUCAUGCUGUGUGUGUGUGUGUGUGUCUGCAGAGGAGGCUGUGUAGGCCCUGCUCCGGCGGGCUGGCACCCAAGACCUUGUUUACUGUCUUGGGGUCAAUCUUGACUGGAUUCCAUAGAUGUCGGUCGUUAUGGGAUACAACCUUAUAGAUAUGGUCAACUCUCGGGUAACCAAGUCGUAAAAUGGUUUGCGUACCAUUAAUGGAGAUGUCAUGUCUUGUCUGACUUGUCAGGGGGGUAUAAAAAGUGUUUCCUUGUUUGUUGCAUCAGACUGCGUCUGUUAGCAACACGACGUAGGUCUCCGGAUAUUCGUGAAUAAAGAUCUCUGAGAAUUCUGACUCUACUCCCGACUGGCUGAGACUUCUUUUCUCAACAAGCCCUAGACAAAUUUCUGAUCCUACAACCUCAUGUGUUGAAAACAUUUCAGAAAUAAUCGUGUUAUGCAGUCAGCUUAACACGGCUGCAUCAAGUCGAAUCCCCCUAUUGUUGCUGUAGGAGGAAGUUAUCAUAUGAGGCUGUUUCCUUGGUUGUUGAUUGGCUGCUGUGGGAAAUCCUCUACCAUGUAACACCUCACUCACCUGCAAUAUCUGACUAAAAAACAGGAUCAUCUGUCUGGUCAUACUCAUUUGCUGUCAUGGUAACCACUGCUGUCCACAGGACUUUAUUUGUAUGUCUAAUAAAUAAAUGAUCUCUUA
This is a messenger RNA of Alosa alosa (allis shad), 2370 nucleotides long. RefSeq lists its product as uncharacterized. The coding region runs from base 28 to 771 and encodes 247 amino acids. The record is from RefSeq and is a predicted model, not a curated record. Lineage: Eukaryota; Metazoa; Chordata; Actinopteri; Clupeiformes; Clupeidae. The transcript is spliced from 5 exons.